AUGACGUCCAGAUCCAAGGAGAAGGUGGCAGCAGCUUUCAGAAAGCUGUUCCGAUCUCCUGAGAAGCUGGAUAAUGAAGCUGCCGGACCAAGCGGCUCGCCGGCCCGCCGAGGUUUAUUUCGUCGACACAGAGACGGUGUUAGCCCAGCAGAAGCAGCUGUUAGUUUGCCAUCAAGCCCCGCGUCCUCGACAAUGUCUAAGAAGAAGGCUGGCUGUGCUAACGACGUUAGGGAGAGAGCCGCCGGAGUGCGCACAAGGAGACUUAUGAAAGAACUAAAAGAAAUACAACGCCUGCAAGAACACCGACCUAAUCCGGUCUUCACGGUGGAGCUUGUAAAUGACAACUUGUUUGAGUGGCACGUGAGACUCCAUCAGAUUGAUCCUGAGAGCGACCUGGCGUCUGACCUGAGAGAGAUGAGCAUCCCCAACAUUCUGCUUCAUCUCAUCUUCCCCGAAAACUUCCCCUUCGCCCCGCCCUUCAUGCGUGUCAUAGAACCGCGAAUAGAAAAAGGAUUCGUAAUGGAAGGUGGUGCCAUUUGUAUGGAACUGCUGACGCCUCGCGGCUGGGCGUCCGCCUAUACCGUGGAGGCAGUGGUGAUGCAGUUCGCGGCUUCUGUGGUCAAAGGUCAGGGUCGCGUGGUGAGGGCCCCGGCUCGCUCCUCGCGGGAGUUCUCCCGCAGGAGGGCCGAGGAGGCGUUCAGGUCGCUCGUCAAGACACACGACAAGUACGGCUGGGUCACACCCUCGCUGUCCGACGGUUGA
This is a messenger RNA of Danaus chrysippus (African queen), 762 nucleotides long. The record is from the annotation of a GenBank genome assembly. Lineage: Eukaryota; Metazoa; Arthropoda; Insecta; Lepidoptera; Nymphalidae.